CUGAUCCCGCCCCCUUUUUGCAAGACUGAAACUGAUUAUUUCUUCAGCUCGGGAUGAGAGAGAGUCAUUCGUUUGGGAUUGUGGGAGAGGUAGAGAAAUAGAGACACGGAGAAAGAGAUGAAAAAGGAGGAAGAGAGAGAAGUAGAAAAGGACACCUCACGAGGAGCGUAGUUUGAAUCCCUUUCUCGCCUCCCCCUUCCCCUCCGCGAUGUUACAAAGGCUGUGAGCUAUUCGCCUUUUCCCAUUCGCCUGCUGCCACUUCCUUCCUGGACGAUCUCAGGACGAGUCCGGUUACUUUUAAUCCGACCAGCAGCUCAGCCACUUUCUCCUCCUCCACGCAGCACACACGCGCACACGCGCGCACCACACACACACACACACGCACACGCGCGCACACACCCCAGGCAUCUUCUGGCUGCUUAUUGGAUUGACUUUGAAGGUUGUGUGUGUGAUUCAAGGCGGCUGCAUGUUGAACCAGGUGGUGAAUAUUUAAGACUGGAAGAAGCAAAGGGAUUUUUUCUUUUUCCUAUGAAAGGAAAAUAUCUGAAGGACUAGUCUGAUCAGCCAAACAGCUAAUUGUUUACAAUACUCAUUAGAAACAAAGGUACCAUUUGAAUAGAACCUUUCAAAAGAAGAUCUUCUUAUCUUCUCUUCUGGACCACCCUGGGAAGAAUGUAUAAAGAUGUACCACUUCUUUGAUCAAGAGCAUUAUAAGCAGACUUAAGCAGUUUUCUAAGUCCCUCUUGGGUGUACGUGUGUGCUUGCCAUUCACACAUCCCGAAAUGAGAUGGAAUGUGAAGCUGGAACGGAUGCAGGGGACUGUGAACUGAGUGGUGCAAGUGCUGAAGAAGGAGGUUUGUUUUGAGGAAACAGGAAAGAGGAAUAAAAGAGAAGGGAAAAAUACGUAAUUUUAAGGAAGAAGGAGAGAAAAAAAAACGGGGACUAUGGGGAGAAAAAAGAUUCAGAUUACAAGGAUUAUGGAUGAACGUAACAGACAGGUGACUUUUACAAAGAGGAAAUUUGGGUUAAUGAAGAAGGCUUAUGAGCUUAGUGUUCUGUGUGACUGUGAGAUUGCUCUAAUCAUCUUCAACAGCACCAACAAACUGUUCCAGUAUGCCAGCACUGAUAUGGACAAAGUGUUGCUGAAAUAUACGGAGUAUAAUGAGCCACAUGAGAGCCGAACAAAUUCAGAUAUUGUUGAGACAUUAAGAAAGAAAGGACUUAAUGGCUGUGACAGUCCAGACCCUGAUGCAGACGAUUCAGUAGGUCACAGCCCUGAGUCUGAGGACAAGUACAGAAAACUUAAUGAAGAUAUUGAUCUAAUGAUCAGCAGGCAAAGAUUAUGUGCUGUUCCACCACCAAAUUUUGAGAUGCCAGUUUCUAUCCCAGUGUCCAACCACAACAGUUUGGUAUACAGUAAUCCAGUCAGCUCACUGGGAAACCCCAACCUUUUACCAUUGGCUCAUCCUUCUUUGCAAAGGAAUAGCAUGUCUCCUGGUGUGACACAUCGGCCUCCGAGUGCAGGUAACACAGGUGGCCUGAUGGGUGGGGACCUCACAACCGGUGCAGGCACCAGUGCAGGAAAUGGAUAUGGAAACCCCCGCAACUCACCAGGUCUGCUGGUCUCACCUGGCAACUUGAACAAGAAUAUGCAAGCUAAAUCUCCACCUCCAAUGAAUUUGGGAAUGAACAACCGUAAACCAGACCUCCGUGUGCUUAUUCCACCUGGCAGCAAGAGUACCAUGCCAUCAGUGAAUCAAAGGAUAAAUAACUCCCAGUCUGCUCAGUCAUUGGCUACUCCAGUGGUUUCCGUAGCAACUCCUACUCUACCAGGGCAAGGGAUGGGAGGAUACCCAUCAGCCAUCUCAACAACGUAUGGUACCGAAUAUUCUCUGAGUAGUGCAGAUAUAUCAUCUCUCUCUGGUUUUAAUACAGCCAGUGCUCUUCAUCUUGGUUCUGUGACUGGCUGGCAACAGCAACACCUACAUAACAUGCCACCAUCUGCCCUCAGUCAAUUGGGAGCUUGCACUAGCACUCAUUUAUCUCAGAGUACAAAUCUCUCCCUGCCUUCUACUCAAAGCCUCAACAUCAAGUCAGAACCUGUUUCUCCUCCUAGAGAUCGUACCACCACACCAUCGAGAUACCAACAGCACACGCGCCAUGAGGCGGGGAGAUCUCCUGUUGACAGUUUGAGCAGCUGUAGCAGUUCCUACGAUGGAAGUGACCGAGAAGAUCACCGGAACGAAUUCCACUCCCCCAUUGGACUCACCAGACCUUCGCCGGACGAAAGGGAAAGCCCCUCUGUCAAGCGCAUGCGGCUCUCUGAAGGAUGGGCAACAUGAUAACAUUAUGACCUAUUAGUUGGGAUUUUUUUUUCUUGCAGUGUGUGUGUGCUAUACCUUAAUGGGAGGGGGGAGGGGGGAAGGGUCGAUAUGCAUUAUAUGUGCCGUGUGUGAAAAAAAAGUCAGGUACUCUGUUUUGUAAAAGUACUUUUAACUUGCCUCAGUGAUGCAGUAUAAGGAUAAACAGAAAUGCUGAGAUAAGCUUAGCACUUGAGUUGUACAACAGAACACUUGUACAAAAUAGAUUUUAAGGUUAACUUCUUUUCACUGUUGUGCUCCCUUGCAAAAUGUAUGUUACAAUAGAUAGUGUCAUGUUGCAGGUUCAACGUUAUUUACAUGUAAAUAGACAAAAUGAAAACAUUUGCCAGAAAUGGCAGAUCUUUACUGAGAGAGAAAGCAGCUGUUAUGCAACAUAUAGAAAAUGUACAGAUGUUUUGACAGAUCCAGCAGUUGGGUGGCCAUGAAUUGAUGCUAGAAAGAGAGAUUGAGUCACCUAACGUACUGAAAAUGCUCACAAACAUUCAGGCAUUUUGUUAGAGUAUGGCACUCAGUUAAAAAGGAUCAAACCAUUUCAAGAGGACCAUACUUAUAGAAAUGUUGAGUUCGAGGGCUGACAUAUUUAAUUUCAAAAAUUCUGGGUCUGCAUCACUUAUUAAAUAAAAAAGUAUAAAAAUAUGUACAUUACAUUUUGCUUAUUUUCAUAUUAAAAAGUAAGACAGAGUUUGCAAAGCAUUUGUGGCUUUUGUAGUUUCCUUAAGCCAAACUUUGUUCUUUUUUCCUUGGUAGCUUUGCUAAUCUUUUAAGCAGUCCUGAAGAAACAAGCAAAAAGGACUUUCUGUAUAGAAAGCACUACCCUAAGCCUUGAGGAACUCCAUGCUUUGCUAAUCAAGAUAACUGUUUUCUCUUUGCAGAAGUUUUGUUUUUGAAAUGUGUAUUUCUAAUUAUAUAAAAUAUUAAGAAUCUUUAAAAAAAAAUCUGUGAAAUUAACAUGCUUGUGUAUAGCUUUCUAAUAUAUAUAAUAAUUAUGGUAAUAAUUUUUGUUCUCUUGAUAGUGGGGAAUUAUAUUUGUGCAGUUGCACAUUUAACUAUUUUCUUUCAGUUUUCUUUUAGUGGGUGUACAUUUUACAGAUCAAAGUCAGCUGCCGAAAGACUGAUCUGUAAACAAUUAGACUUUACCCAUAGUAUAACAACUUAAAUCAUUUUAAUACAGCAUUUUACAAUCAGUUGAGUGAACUGCCAUCCAUUGUAUAUACUGAUUAGUUCUUUCAUGCUGUUUUGUGCUUUGUAACAAGUUAAGGGCCCUUCUAUUACGUAAUGUACUGCGUAUCUUGUAGUUCUCCAUGGGUUAAAUGACAAAGUGGCGUAACCUGGCCCUUUCUCAUUAAUGAAGCUGGUAUUCUGCCUGUCUGAAUUGAAUGUGCAGCUCUAACGGCUGUAAGCUAUGUGAGUGCAGGUAAAUAUGUGCCGAAGCAGCAGGGAGAGGCAAAGGGAGGGAUCAGCACAAAAGUUGUAUAGAUUCCUCCCCUCUCUCACAGACAAAACUCUUAAAGAGAUUAUCAGUUAAAGGGUGGCUCAAAAUCAGUUGAUUUUACACGGGCAAUAUUGGCCAACUGGUCCUUGGUUCUCAUGGACCUCUGCAGUCAUAUCAUCUCACAGGGGUACGUUGUUGAGCAACACUCCCUGUGUGUUUACACCGGAGCAGGACUUGCUUCAGCAUACAGCGUCCACAUUUUCUCCAGCCUGAUAUUUGAUAUUGUUCCUUUGACUAAGAUAGCUUGACCAGAGGGAAUGUGUCAUUUUCUUUAAGUCCCUCUUUGUCCCUCUCGUCUAUUAGAAAAAAAUGGUAUAUUCAAGUGUUUCAGUUUAAUCUUUCUGUUGGAGGGGAAAAGUGUUUAAGCAAAAUGUUAGUGCCAUAGUAAAAGAGUAAUAUUUCUCCUUUUUUCUAGAGUCCUUCUAGGUCUCAACUACAUUCAUUGACAUUAUGAUGAAAAAUACAGCUGCAACAGCGAAACAUCAACACAAAGUACUUUGAAGUGAAAUCCACACUCUUUUUCCACCGAUACAUGCAGUUGCUGUGCACUGCUCAAUGAUGGAGUGUACCUCUCUGUAGUAGAGAAUGAUGAUCACACCACAGUGUGCAUUAGGACAUAGGCUCUUCACUUAACAUGACUUUACAGAAGCCUGCCUUACAGGCACUUUCAGCCGUGCAGGGGCUAGUACAUAAUCUAGAAACUCUUUAAGCAGAAUACUGUGCUACUAAUGCAUCCAUCUUACUCGUGUAGCAAACUGCAGGGUAAACAAAGAUACGCAUAUUUUAAAAAGCCCAAAAAUAAAUUUAAAAACUCAAAACAAAACAAAAAAAGGUAAAAUGGGGCCCAUAAUUAAUUUUAAAACGUAAAAACCACUUUCUUCACCCUCAGAUUAACCUGUACGCAUAUUCUCUUUUGAGAAUUUUAAACUUUAGUGUGUCAAAAAUAUGCAAAUGUAUCACAAAUAUACCUUGUCAUUUCAAGAAAAAAUACAAUUUUAUUGGUAUAGUAGUAGAAACUUCUCAGUGGGGAAGGGGAUUUGGUCUAUUGAUAUAUUAAGAAUAGCCAUAUUAAUAGUUUACUUUGCGAUUUGCCUCAGCAACAUAUGAAAAAAUGAAAGUUAUCAUUUAAUGAAGAUGCAGUGUAUAAUAUUACUGCAAGCAGAAAGUAGCAUGAAAAGUAUUGCCUGGGCAAUUUAUAUUAACUCUGACAGUGAUUUUUUUGUAUAAACACAAACAGAACUGAAUCACAUGAAAAUAAAUGCCAGUCAGCCCUCUUGUUCCUGCUGCAGAAGGCAACUAACUUAUACUGGCAAAAUUUUGGGGGAUAAUGCAUAUUUGCAAACUGAUCUAAUGAUAAGAAGCACAACUUUGAUUGUGAAGUCACUUUCUGUAAACUAUAACUGUCUACCUUUCUUGUUCCUUUAUCUGUAUCUUACCAUUUAUUGUAUUUGCAAAAGCUAAUUUGGGUUUAUUGUGUGAUUCCUUUGUAUUUAAGGAGCUUGGGGCAGAGCCCUGAAAGAGUAUUAACAUUUACUUUACCUUAACCCAUGCUAUAUGAUGUUUUAGGCAACAUUCUUAAUUGUAAGUUCAAACACCUGAAGUGGCAUUCUAGACACCUGCAAGUAUUGUUAUAGCUAAGCUAAUCUCUAUUAAAAGGUGUUGUCAGUUAGUGUUUAAUUGCUGGUGACAAUUAUAUGAUAUACUCUAUCUGCACAACAUAUAUAUUGUAUGCAUUGAGCCAUUCACAGUAAAGCUUUGUUCAUUUCAGUGUCUCUCAAAAAUUGUGUUUUAUAACAAAAUGGCUUCUAUUUUUCCCAGAAGAGGAAUUUAGGAAUUUUUAAUGAUUAGUGUAAAAAUUAGCUGUUGUCCUCAAAUCUUUUUCAGGUAAAGUUAGUAUAAGAAUAGAACUCAUAAGCUGUUUUCAAGGACAUCAACCCUUUUGUAUUGUAUUUGCAAUCCUAUAUACCCACUUUUAUCUGUAGUCUAACAGCUGUUUGUUUUCCUUCUUCCUUCACCUUGAAGGUAAAUGCUUUGUAAUUUUUUAAAAGCCACUUGAAACCUCAAUAAAGGCUGUUGCCUAAACAUGGCAUACUUCAUCUGUUCCUGUUUGUGCCAUCUGCUGUGAAGUCAUCAGUUAUAUGGCAUUCAUUUCCUGCCACUACAGGUCUCUUGAAGGACUGAUGGAACACUGGUGUCUGUUAGAGCGCUUCAGACUGUAGAUGUAAUAAAAGGCUUUUGUUAAUAUAUUUUAACCAAAGAUGUGGAGCAAUCCAAGCUUUGAGCCACAGACUUUCUGCAUCAAAAGUAUCCAUUUGGUUAUUUUCAUAGUCACAUGUUACAUUUCUACCUUCCCUUCUCAUACCUCAGACUGAUCCAUACCUCUAUUUGAUUCAAAAAAAAAAAAAGGUCAUUUAAGAAAAUAAUUUUUAAAAAAAUUUAAAAUAAAAAAUGCAGUACUAAAGUCUUUUGUGUAAUUAAUAUCAGACCUGGGUUACCACAGCAUUACACUUGGAUUGCUUCAGAUGGUUUGUUGUAUCCUUUUUUUCUUUUUUUCUUCUCUUUCAUGGGGAUUUGCUUCCAUAAAAUAAUGGUGAUAAUAAAAUAGCUUGUAAAUGGGAGCAUACAAGCAUUUGCAACAAAUAUUAAAGUAGAGACUCACAGCGGCAUAAGCUGGACUUUGUCGCCACUAGAUGACAAGAUGUUAUAACUAAGUUAAACCACAUCUGUGUAUCUCAAGGGACUUAAUUCAGCUGUCUGUAGUGAACAAAAAUGGGAAAAUUUCAAAAGAUUCUCCUGCUGGAAAUAAGGUAUAAUUGUAUUUUGCAGACAAAUCAGUAAAGUUACUGGCUUUCUUAGUGA
Messenger RNA from Serinus canaria (Common canary), 6732 nucleotides. It is a transcript of the gene MEF2C, whose product is annotated as myocyte enhancer factor 2C. The transcript is spliced from 11 exons. The record is from RefSeq and is a predicted model, not a curated record. The coding region runs from base 945 to 2342 and encodes 465 amino acids. Gene Ontology annotation, molecular function: histone deacetylase binding; DNA-binding transcription factor activity, RNA polymerase II-specific; RNA polymerase II cis-regulatory region sequence-specific DNA binding. Lineage: Eukaryota; Metazoa; Chordata; Aves; Passeriformes; Fringillidae. Gene Ontology annotation, biological process: positive regulation of transcription by RNA polymerase II; heart development; cell differentiation.